Molecule: messenger RNA, 1312 nt
Organism: Moneuplotes crassus
Lineage: Eukaryota; Ciliophora; Spirotrichea; Euplotida; Euplotidae
Source: the annotation of a GenBank genome assembly
AUGGAUAAAGAGGGUGAAAACAUUGCUGAUCAAGAAACUCAUUCAAAGGAAGAUUUACUGAAUAUCAGAGACUUCGAAAAUGCUUUAAAGGAAACUAAAAUUUACUCAGGCCAUGAGCGGGAUAUUAUUGAUAUUCUUCAGGAAGAUCUGAGAAGUACUGACUAUUCAAAAGACUCCACUGGUCUCGAACCAGGUGACUUCGAUCCGAAGGAGUUGCUGAAUCAUAACUUUGAGGCUUACAAGUACACAAGAGGGCAGCUAAUAGACUGGAUAAUGAUAAUAUUCGAGCAGCUCGAACUAAAUUCAGAGAUCUAUGAGGACAAAUUGAGAGGGUUCUUAGUCAAUAUUUGUAGCAAUUACAGACGUGUCCCAUACCACCACUUCACUCAUGCUUUUUCUCUAACAAACGGGGCAUAUUGGAUACUUAGCAAUAUUGGAAAGGAGGGACCAUCUGAUGAGAAACAAGGCGCUUACAAGUUCUUUUCCAAAGAUGAUAUCCUUGGCAUCAUACUUGGGUGCAUCGGUCAUGAUGUUAACCAUCCUGGAAUGAACAACGGGUAUCUUCUUAAAACUAAAGAUGAUUUGCUUAUCUUAUGAUCAAAAUUUACGGACGAUGACUCCGUGACCACCAUCAGUGAGGAGGGCAUGUCCAGCCAUGUCCUUGAAGAGCUUGGAACAGAUAACAAAAAUAGCGUGCUUGAGAACAUGCAUCUGAAAAUUAUGCUACAUUGCAUGGAUAUUUUACCAAAGGAAAAAGCCGACUCUGUCUCCCAAGCUAUUGCUGAAGGGAUUUUAUGAACAGACAUGUCCAAGCAUGGCACUUUGGUGGAGAAACUCAAGGCUAUUGGAGAGAAAUUCAAGGAAAAUGAAACUUAUACCCCAACUCAAGAGGAGAGAACCUUUUUAGCAGCAAUGAUAGUCCAUGCUUGUGAUCUUAAUGGCCUCAUCCUAGACUAUGACCAUUCGUUUAAAUGGGGUAUGAGAAUUGCACAAGAGUUUCAUGACCAGUACUGUGCAGAGGAAAAGCUGGACCAAGAGAAGUAUGGUCAACCCUUGGCCUUCCUCAAGUACACAGGUGCUGAAGCUUUUAAGAAGAGCCAGGCUGGGUUUUGCAAGAACAUUAUCUUGCCAAUGUGGCAAGUAUUAUAUGAUAUACUAAAAUUUGACAGAGUAGUCAUAGACAACAUCGAGAAGAACCAGGAGUUAUUACUAGAAGGUUUAGACUAAAUCCAUUAGGUCCUCUCAGGAGGCAUUGCACCAGAGCUUUUUAUGGUGCCAACAAUCAUACACUCAACAAUUAUUGUAAAAUUUU